Messenger RNA from Neomonachus schauinslandi (Hawaiian monk seal), 2379 nucleotides. RefSeq names its product zinc finger protein 366 (gene ZNF366). Gene Ontology annotation, molecular function: DNA-binding transcription factor activity; transcription corepressor activity; RNA polymerase II cis-regulatory region sequence-specific DNA binding. NCBI's taxonomy places the organism in Eukaryota, Metazoa, Chordata, Mammalia, Carnivora, Phocidae. The coding region runs from base 192 to 2114 and encodes 640 amino acids. Gene Ontology annotation, biological process: regulation of transcription by RNA polymerase II. The record is from RefSeq and is a predicted model, not a curated record. The transcript has 6 exons.
GAAGUAUUGUUCCUGUUCUCUUUCUUAAGUCAUUUGAAACAUUGUCCCUGCGAGUUCUUUAAGUUCCCUGCAAUCUGUACACAAGAGAAAGAGGGAGAGAGAGAGGGAGAGAGACAGAGAGAGCAAGGGAUCAGGUAAAGCACUGGGGCUGCUGCAGCCAUUCAGACUCAGGAGCUGGAAAAUUGCCAAGGAUGCAGAAGGAAAUGAAGAUGAUCAAAGAUGAGGAUGUGCAUUUCAAUUUGGGUGUGAAGAGAGCCCCCUCCUUUCCCCACUGCCUGCAGCCAGUGGUUUCCCGAGGGAAAGCUCCCCAAAGACACCCCUUCCCAGAAGCUCUCCGGGGGCCUUUUUCCCAAUUUCGGUAUGAACCUCCUCCGGGACACCUAGAUGGAUUCCCGGGGGUCUUUGAAGGAGGAGGGUCUCGGAAACGGAAGAGCAUGCCCACCAAGAUGCCCUACAACCACCCUGCAGAAGAAGCCCCUCUCGUCCUCCAUGAGGAGAGCAAAAACCACGGCCCUCCGAACCUCUCUCUGCUCUUCCCGCAGCCCCCGCGCCCCAAGUAUGACUCGCAAAUGAUCGACCUGUGCAAUGUGGGCUUCCAGUUCUACCGCACCCUGGAACACUUAGGGGGCAGGCCCGUCAAGCAGGAGCCCGUGAAGCCCAGCGCCGUAUGGCCCCAGCCAACCUCCGCUCCGUUCCUGCCCACGCCCUACCCCUAUUACCCCAAGGUGCCCCCUGGCCUCAUGUUCCCCUUCUUCAUGCCCUCGGCCUCCCCCUUCCCCUUCAGCCGGCACACCUUCCUGCCCAAGCAGCCCCCGGAAGCGCUGCUGCCGCGCAAAGCCGAGCCUCAGGAGAGCGAGGAGACCAAGCAGAAGGUGGAGAGGGUGGACGUGAACGUGCGCAUCGACGACAGUUACUACGUGGACGUGGGCGGGGCGCAGAAGCGCUGGCAGUGCCCCACCUGCGAGAAGUCCUACACCUCCAAGUACAACCUGGUCACCCACAUCCUGGGCCACAGCGGGAUCAAGCCGCACGCGUGCACCCGCUGCGGGAAGCUCUUCAAGCAGCUCAGCCACCUGCACACCCACAUGCUGACCCACCAGGGCACGCGGCCCCACAAGUGCCAGGUGUGCCACAAGGCCUUCACGCAGACCAGCCACCUGAAGCGCCACAUGAUGCAGCACAGCGAAGUGAAGCCGCACAACUGCCGCGUCUGCGGCCGCGGCUUCGCCUACCCCAGCGAGCUCAAGGCCCACGAGGCCAAGCACGCCAGCGGGCGCGAGAACAUCUGUGUGGAGUGCGGCCUCGACUUCCCCACUUUGGCCCAGCUGAAGAGGCACCUCACCACGCACCGGGGGCCCAUCCAGUACAGCUGCUCCGAGUGCGACAAGACCUUCCAGUACCCGAGCCAGCUGCAGAACCACAUGAUGAAGCACAAGGACAUCCGGCCCUACAUCUGCUCCGAGUGCGGCAUGGAGUUCGUGCAGCCCCACCACCUCAAGCAGCACUCCCUCACGCACAAGGGCGUGAAGGAGCACAAAUGUGGGAUUUGUGGGCGGGAGUUCACUCUGUUGGCCAACAUGAAGAGACACGUGCUGAUCCAUACCAACAUUCGCGCCUACCAGUGUCACCUCUGCUACAAGAGUUUUGUGCAGAAACAGACCCUCAAGGCACACAUGAUCGUCCACUCUGACGUGAAGCCUUUCAAAUGCAAGCUGUGUGGGAAGGAAUUCAACCGGAUGCACAACCUAAUGGGUCACAUGCACCUGCACUCUGACAGCAAACCCUUCAAGUGUCUCUACUGUCCAAGCAAAUUCACCCUAAAGGGGAACCUGACACGCCACAUGAAAGUCAAGCACGGGGUCAUGGAGCGGGGCCUCCAUUCUCAAGGUUUUGGAAGGGGGAGAAUUGCCCUGGCCCCGACGGCAGGAGUGCUCAGGAGUCUGGAACAAGAGGAGCCCUUUGACCUUUCCCAGAAGCGUGGGGCAAAGGGGCCACUGUUCCAGUCAGAUGGGGAGAGCGCCCGGGGCAGCCCCUGCCAUGAGGAAGAGGAGGAGGACACCAGCUAUGAGGGGGAAGAUAUCAACAACUCCACUUAUCCAAUGAAUGUUUAUUGAGCACCUGCUAUGUGACAGGCAGUGUGCUGAGAGGCUCUGGAGAUACCAGAAUGAGCAUUACAGACCCAGUCACUCUCCUAAAUAAACUUGUGAGGGGGGCACCCUGGGUGACUCAGUCAGUUAAGCAUCUGCCUUCAGCUCAGGUCAUGAUCCCAGGGUUCUGGGAUUGAGCCCCACAUUGGGCUCCUUGAUCAGCAGGGAGCCUGCUUCUCCCUUUCCCUCUGCCCCUUCCCCCUCCUUGUGGUCUCAAUCUCGUUCGCUCUCU